AUGCCAACUUUGGAACCUUUGCCAGACGACGCCAAAUCGAGUCCAUUUAUCCUUAACAACAACACCGAUGCCAACCGCGAUUUCGACUCCUUGACCAAGGAAGAGCAGGAUGCCUUGCUUGACCAUGUAGCUGCUGAAUUCGCCCAAGAUCCUAAAGCUAUGGAACGACUUGCCGCCAAGUUUCUCCAAGAAGCGAAACGAGGUGACUUUCGAGACGUGAACGUACAACCACAACCGGGCUAUGUAUGCAAAACGAAAGUUGUCAAGUGCAGCAACAAAAAGUAUGCCUCUGGCACUGUGGUAUACAUCAACAUCUGCUAUGCGGACGCCAUCCCUGCACCACCUGUCAUGCCCGAAAGCGAGAUAGAAAAGGCAUUCAAUGCUGAUCCCACUGCAACAUACCGUGUCCCUGUCAGCCUGGGUCAAGAGCGUAAUGAACAUGAUAAUGCUGGCAAACCUGCAUUAAUCUUUGAUGCAUGUAUCAACACACAACCUUAUAUGAGAUCCGAACGUCACCUUGAGUUUCGCUUAUACAUAUUGGAACUAUGCAUUGAGUUGAUUGAGGAGCGGAUAUCGGUAGAGCUUAGCAGAGAAUUCACGAUGCCUAAAACGCCAUCCAAGGGAGAAAUUCCAGCACGUGUAUUACGUUUACCAAAGCCUGCGCUUGUGUCUGCUGUCAGGAAUCAAAAGAAGCCUAAGAAGGAGGAAAAGAGCAAACCGAUCAUAUCAGUGGAUGAAGCACGAAGCAUGCUCAAAGUAGUUAUCCCUCAAAUGCCAGCAUUGUCAUCAUCAUCAUGGUCUUUGGAUAUUGAACCCACUCAGCUGCUAUUAGGAGGUGUUGGCAGUAGCCUAGUCAAAAUUGCAUUACCACGACCUGUCAAAGUGGAUGAUACCACCAACACUGCUACGUUUUACAAAAAGAGUCUCGACCUUGUAAUUGAACUCGCCCUUGCCCCUCGUAAACAAUACUUGUAA
Lichtheimia ornata is the source of this 975-nucleotide messenger RNA. RefSeq lists its product as uncharacterized. NCBI's taxonomy places the organism in Eukaryota, Fungi, Mucoromycota, Mucoromycetes, Mucorales, Lichtheimiaceae. The transcript is spliced from 4 exons. Gene Ontology annotation, cellular component: ribonucleoprotein complex; R2TP complex; cytoplasm. Gene Ontology annotation, biological process: box C/D snoRNP assembly; rRNA processing. The record is from RefSeq and is a predicted model, not a curated record. The coding region runs from base 1 to 975 and encodes 324 amino acids.